Dichomitus squalens LYAD-421 SS1 is the source of this 627-nucleotide messenger RNA. RefSeq lists its product as uncharacterized. The transcript is spliced from 3 exons. NCBI's taxonomy places the organism in Eukaryota, Fungi, Basidiomycota, Agaricomycetes, Polyporales, Polyporaceae. The record is from RefSeq and is a predicted model, not a curated record. The coding region runs from base 1 to 627 and encodes 208 amino acids.
AUGAAUGGGGCGCAUAUCUUCAAGAGAUCCGUCGCUGUGUUUGAUGCACAGAGUACCGAUAGAGGAGAGAGAGCCAAGGCCCGUUCAGUGACCGCCACCUUUGAUAUCUUGAGGCAUUAUUGUCAGAUUGAUCAGAGAAUCAUUGAGAACAUGUCGGGCAUGGAUGAUCCCGAGAACGGGAUGCUCCUAGCUGCUAGUUGCCAUCUCGCAUUCGAUGCGUUCAAGUGGUGCUUGAUUCCCACUGAGACAGACAACCACUACAAGAUCAGGAUAUAUGUCCCCAGUGAUAUGGGCGCACAGACGAAGAAGACUCACACCACGUUCAAAGACCACAGCCCUGAGUGGCCGAUGGACAACCCCGAAGACAGUUCGUCGCGUAACCUUCGUAGUGGGAAGCGCACCCACGACAAAUUGGGUGUCGCACUCCCUAAUCCCCAGCUCCUGCGGUUGCAUGCUGCACUAACAGGUGUCUUACGCCUCAGCGGCGCUGCUGAGAUCUUCGAUCGAAUUAUCUCGUCCGACGGUUCCGAUGAACCCGCUGUACCGAGUGCUGAUGGCACAACUUUCUACAAGUCUAUCGUAGUUGAUAGCAGUGCGUACGGGCAGUCUGCGGAGAUGGUCGAGUAA